Molecule: messenger RNA, 747 nt
Organism: Telopea speciosissima
Lineage: Eukaryota; Viridiplantae; Streptophyta; Magnoliopsida; Proteales; Proteaceae
Exons: 1
Coding region: 1-747 (248 amino acids)
Source: RefSeq, a predicted model, not a curated record
AUGAAGAAUCUUGCGAGGCCUUCUUCUUCAGCUCAGGGCAAUAGGCGUAGCAUCCCUGAUGCAGUUUGGAAGGGCGUUUGGGCGUGUAAAGUCCAGCCGAAGAUUAGAAAUUUCUUGUGGAGGGCUUGCUCCAACGGCUUGGCUUCAGGGGAAGGUCUCUCUAGGAGAAACGUCCCUGUGGAUCCCCAUUGCAGUCGUUGUGGCAUGUUGGAAGACACGGAUCACAUUCUCCUUGAUUGCCCCUUCGCUCGAGCAGUAUGGUUUGCCUCAUCUCUUUCUUUCCACCCUCCAAUUGUGGAGCCUCAGAUCUCUAAAGCUAUUCAAGGCUGGAACUCCCUCAUCUCUUCUAACAAGCGUCUGGGUAAUGACACUUUUGGUCUCGCUGCUCAGAUUUGUUGGUCAUUGUGGAGGGCUCGAAAUGAUGUUCUUUUAGGUGGUAAGCACUUGAACCCUGUUGAGGUGAGUAGACAGGCAGAAGCUGAGUUCGAGGAGUUCAAAACUCUCUCCUCACAUCACUCUAGUUUCGUCCCUGCCACUGGAGUGCCCCUGCCUAUUCAGCAUUGGAAACCUCCCGCUCCUCUGGCCUUUAAGCUGAAUGUCAAUGCUUCUAUUACUGAGGACAAAGGAGGUGUGGGUCUUGCUCUUAGAGACUGCAAUGGUCUUCUGGUUUUUGCGGUGUCUGAGCCUAUUUCCAAAUACUCUAUUCUCCUGAGCGAGGCUUUAGCGGUGAGAACAGGGCUACUGUAG